AUGCAAGGUCAAUCUUCAAAUAAGAAUAAGGCCAAGUAUGAUGAUUAUGGCUUCAUGGAUUUGAUUUUCUCUUGGUCCAUUGAAGACAUUUUAAAUGAAGAUCUAUACAAGAACAAGAUUAUGAAGAUUGAACUAUCGUUUCUGUCCAUUGAUCAUUACCGUGGAUCUUAUAUGUAUCCUUUAUUAGAGGAAACUCGAGCACAACUGUGCUCAAGUAUGGAUAUCAUACAGCAAGCACCUUAUGCAGAGGUGAGAGGUAUAAAGGAGGCCAAACCAUAUGAAAAUAAACUUUAUAACUUGAAAAUUGAUUCAUGGAAAAACAGGUUUGCUCAUAAUGGAGAACCAUACAAAACAUUACCUGGUGAUGUUUUAAUAUUGGCUGAUUAUAAACCAGAAGCUGUAAAAGACUUGCAAAGGAAUAGAAGAUUUUGGAGUUUUGUGUCCACUGUAUGGACAAAAGAAGAUGAAGACGGUAGCAUGUCUGUUUGCUUAAAAGUUAAGGCAUCAAAAGACAUUGACUUGCAAGAGUUGAGGAAUAAAACUCUAUUUCUCAUUUUCUUGACAAAUGUAAACCCUAAUAGAAGAAUAUGGGGUGCACUUCAUAUACCCGGUAAUUUGAAGCUACUAACGCAGAUCUUAUGCAAGAAGGAUGAGGUUGAGGAAUGCUGUAGUUGUAGCUCUCUGGCUGAUAAUUUAAGAUAUGACUGUUCAUAUCAAAGGUUAUUAUCAGACCUUAACGAAUCCCAAAAAAAGGCAAUUUCUGCAUGUCUUUCUGGCCUCAAUUGCAAUCACAACUCUGUUGUGAAGCUCAUAUGGGGACCACCAGGCACAGGAAAGACAAGAACUUUGGCCACACUACUUUUUGCUCUAAUGAAAAUGAAAUAUAGAGUCCUUGUAUGUGCCCCAACAAAUGUUGCCAUCAAAGAAGUGGCGACACGAGUAGUAAAUAUAAUGAAAGAGGCUCAUAGUAAAGAAUAUGGUGAUUUGUUAUGUUCAUUGGGAGAUUUGCUAUUGUUUGGGAACAAUGAGAGGUUAAGAAUAGGAGAUGAUAUUGAAGAUAUAUAUUUGGAUCAUCGUGUGCAACAACUCACAAAAUGCUAUUCUCAUUAUACUGGAUUCAGUUCUUGUCUUGAGUCCAUGAUUGAUCUUCUAGAAAAUUGUGUUUCCAAAUAUGAUGAGUAUGUUCAGAGUGAGUUGAAAAAAAGGGACAAGACAAAGCCAAAAUCAUUUCUAGUGUUUCUGAGAGAAGGGUUUGGUUCUGCAGCAUUGGAAUUAGAAUCAUGUAUUUCUAUCUUGUGUACUCAUGUAACCAUGAGUCAACGUCUGUUGUUGAAAAAUAACUAUCAGAACUUAGUGUGCUUGAAUGAAGCACUUGAAUCAUUUCAAGACCUGUUGUUUCAAAAUAUUUUGGCUUCUGAAGAUUUGGAAAACCUUUUCUCUUUCCAAAAUUUACCAUGGAUGAAAUCUUGGUCAUUUGGGGGUGCUGCUGAGCAGUUGUACAACAAGCGAACUGAAUGUUUGAUAGCUUUAAUGACUGUGAAAGAUUCACUUGAUGGAUUCAUGAUGAUAAUCUCUUCCAGCAAGGAAGACGAAAUCAGAGAGUUUUGUUUCCAAACAUCAUCAUUGAUAUUUUCUACUGCUUCUGGUUCUCAUAAGCUGCACAAUCUAGCCAUUAAACCGCUGAACAUCUUGGUGAUAGAUGAAGCGGCAAUGUUAAAAGAAUGUGAAUCAAUAAUACCAAGCUUACUUCCAGGGAUAAGUCAUGCAAUUCUUGUUGGUGAUGAAUGUCAACUGCCACCUAUGGUUAGAAGUAAUAUUUCCGAUGAAGCUGGUUUUGGGAGAAGUUUGUUUCAGAGGUUGAGCUCAUUAGGUUACACUAAGUACCUCCUCGAUAUGCAACAUAGGAUGCAUCCACAGAUAAGUUCGUUUCCAAAUUCAUAUUUCUAUUCUAACAAAAUUCAGGAUGCACCUAAUGUUGAAAGAAGUGACUAUGGGAAGCAAUACCUUCCAGGGCCAAUGUUUGGUCCUUAUUCUUUUAUAAAUAUAAUUGGAGGCAAAGAGCAGUUUGAUGAUGCAGGGAGAAGCUACAAAAAUAUGGCUGAGGUCGCAGUUGUAAUGACAAUACUGAAGAAUUUGCACAAAGCAUGGUUGGGUUCAAAGCAGAAGCUCAGCAUUGGUAUAGUGUCUCCCUAUGCUGGCCAAAUUGUUGCAAUUGAAAAGAAGCUUGGACAGUUUUAUGAAAGCCAUGAUGGAUUCAAAGUGAACGUGAAGUCGGUUGAUGGUUUUCAGGGAGGGGAGCAUGAUGUAAUUAUAUUAUCAACUGUUAGAACCAAUAGCAGAACGUUUCUUGAAUUCAUUUCUUCUCCACAGAGGACUAAUGUUGCUCUUACAAGAGCCAGGCAUUGUCUAUGGAUUUUGGGGAAUGAAAGGGCCCUUACACACAAAGAAAAUGUUUGGAAGGCUAUAGUGCUUGAUGCUAAGAAACGUAACUGUUUCUUUGAUGCGGACCGAGAUGAGCAAAUGGCUAAAGCUAUAUUGGAUGCAAGGAAAGAAUCAGACGAAUUUGAUGACUUGCUUGAUUCAAAUAGUGAUAUUUUUAAAAAUGCGUUGUGGAAGGUUCAUUUCAAUGACAAAUUCCGCAGAUCAUUCAAAAGACUAAGGUCUAACGAGAUCAAGAAGAAGGUUAUAAACCUUCUGGGAAGACUUUCAAGUGGCUGGAGACCAAAAAAGAUUGCAGUGGAUUUGUCUUGUGAGAAUUCCUCACAGAUUUUGAAGCAAUUUAAGGUUGAAAGCUUCUAUAUUAUUUGUUCAAUUGAUAUAGUCAAAACUUCAAGGUAUAUUCAGGUUUUGAAGAUUUGGGACAUAUUACCUGUAGAGGAUAUCCCUCAGUUGGCUAAGCGCCUUGACAAUGUAUUCAAAGGAUACACUAAUGAAUAUAUCAUUAGGUGCAAAGAAAAAGGAAGUUACAAAUACAAUGGAGGGAAUAUAGAGUUUCCAUUGAAUUGGCCACUUUCAGCUAAGAUCCAAAAAUUUGAGAGUGUUCAUAAUAAUCCAAAUGAGGGAGAGACAUGUGCUAAUGAAGAGGUAAGUGACGAUGAAAACUCUAAGGUUGAGGAGUGUAUGUUGUUGAUGAAGUACUGUUCUAUCUCAAGAAGAUCCUUGCUUUAUGGUCAAGAUGGUGUAGAAGUGGAUCUUCCAUAUGAAGUAACUGAUGAACAACGUAACAUAAUUCUCUACCCUCAAAGUACAUUUGUACUUGGUCGUAGUGGUACAGGAAAAACUACGGUUUUGAUUACCAAGCUGAUUCAAAAUGAGAAAUUGCAUCAUAUGGCUGUUGAAGAAGUCUUUGGAUCCAAAAUUCAUGUGAAUCCAGAAGAGUCCAAGGAGAUUGCUUCUGAGACUGAAAAACCAGUCUUAAGACAGUUAUUUGUGACAUUGAGUCCAGGACUAUGUCGGAAGGUUCAACAUCAUGUUUCUCUUUUGAAAAGGGAAAAUCGUCAACUCGUAAUGGCUAAAAAUGAAGAUUCUAGUGCUAGGAAGAUAGCCAAAACAAUUGCAAUGUGCCCACCAAUGUUAAUUGACGAGUUUAUUGAAAUCCAUGAAGAUGUUGAUGAUGAAGAAUAUCUAGGAGAUGAAAUUGGUAUGGAACAGGAAGAGAAUGCACACUAA
Molecule: messenger RNA, 3669 nt
Organism: Cajanus cajan (pigeon pea)
Lineage: Eukaryota; Viridiplantae; Streptophyta; Magnoliopsida; Fabales; Fabaceae
Molecular function (GO): helicase activity
Source: RefSeq, a predicted model, not a curated record